Messenger RNA from Lachnellula hyalina, 1374 nucleotides. RefSeq names its product putative MSS51-like protein, mitochondrial. The coding region runs from base 1 to 1374 and encodes 457 amino acids. Lineage: Eukaryota; Fungi; Ascomycota; Leotiomycetes; Helotiales; Lachnaceae. The record is from RefSeq and is a predicted model, not a curated record. The transcript is spliced from 3 exons.
AUGGAUCACGAGGAUAAACGCAACGGAGGGCCUACAACCGAUUUCCGUACGCCAAUCCUUGCUAUUAGACAUGCCAUCUGUUUCACGUGCCUACAAUCUUUUCCCAAUUUGAAGAAAUGUGUCGCGUGCAAAAGGGUCUCCUACUGCUCUCCAAAAUGCCAAAAGAUAGACUGGCAGAGAGAUCACAAGAAGACAUGCAAAAUCCUCGCUGAAUCGAACAAGCGGAGAGCAGAGACUCGUCGCACUUCUAGAUUCUGGGAGCAGUACCGUGCUGAAAAGUGGCAGGACAUUGCUGCGUUUAGAGCCCAGAAUCCCAAUUAUACGGAAAGUCAGCAGCGGCUUUUGUCAUAUGAACCGUACUGCCGCCAUUGCUAUAGAAGCGCACCCCAACUGGAAUCAAAGAACCAACUCCGGCCAUGCCAAACUUGUCAUAUUGCGGCAUUCUGUGCCGACUGUCCACAAGAACACCCCACCUCAGAGUGCAAAACCUUCCAGACAAUUAGACAAGACGAGACCUUCGCCAUCCAACAUUAUCAAAGGACGCAGAAAGACUUCGAGGUUAUUUGCACCGAGCGGCCUAGGGAGACAUAUCUGCCACUUUCAACGGCCAUCGGCUGGCACGACUACUUUACCAGAAUAUCUGAUAAAGGAGAAUUUCUCUCAGAGGUGACAUCCGAAAUGCAGCCAUCGACGGAUGAUCCAAUGGCAGUAAAGCUUGCGGGUUUAAUGAGACUCGCAUCUGGCACCUCAUCAAUGGCCCUUACUAUACUGGCGGCUUUAGAAGCAGUGUUUCCUGAUAUCAGCACGCGGACGACAAUGAAGCUCCAUUUCAUCGGUGCGGCCAGCCCGGAGCUUAAUGGUCUUAUGGUUUUUGAAGAAUUGCUGCACCUGCUACCCUCACUGAAAGACCUGGAGCUCACGCUCGUCGGUUUUGAAUUGCCUGAGCUAACGGAAGACACUGCCAUGCAACUUGAAUGUUGUCCGGAUUGCACUGCUGCUUCCCGAACAAGAAUACUAAGGCUCUGGAAAGGUGGCUAUCAUGAUUAUGUCAAGGAAGAUGGGUAUCAAAAGCCAGACCUCGCUGUUGCUUUUCAUACUGGCUUCUCGCAAGAGAUGGGAGAGGCGUGGCUGCCCACCGUUCAGUACUUAGCAGCUGCCCAACAUCCCACACUGUUUACAACUUACAACGAGAAGGAGAUGGAAGAGGAGAUGGCAAUUCUCGACAGAUUUGGGGCAAACUUCCUGCAGCGCGGAGAGAUCAAUAAGUGGAAAGGCGUUUGUCCUAUGCUUGAGGUCAUGGAGGAAAAGGAAGGCACGUUUUAUUUCAUGCACCAAUAUAGGUAUUUGGUGGCAGCAAAGACACCUGAUCAAUAG